This is a messenger RNA of Fusarium redolens, 1221 nucleotides long. RefSeq lists its product as uncharacterized. Bases 1 to 1221 code for a protein of 406 amino acids. The record is from RefSeq and is a predicted model, not a curated record. Gene Ontology annotation, molecular function: metallopeptidase activity. The transcript has 6 exons. Lineage: Eukaryota; Fungi; Ascomycota; Sordariomycetes; Hypocreales; Nectriaceae.
AUGACUAUGUUCAGGCUCUUGUGUCUCUGUUUUGGACUGUUGUCCCUCCCAUUUCUUGUGGCAGAAGCAACGGAGACUGCUACCAACACAGCAGAUGAUUCAACUCCUGAAAGAGAUAGUCUACUCAAGAUAUGGGAGGUUGACAGGACUUGCGCUAGCGAAGUGCAAUACAUGGAGGACUCCAUGGAGAUUGCACUGGAGAUUGUCAUUGCAACUCUCGCGGCUCUCGAGUAUAUCAAGAGUAGCGACCGUCCAUCCAAGCAGCAAGACCCAAAGCGAUAUUACAGAUUCACGUCAAUCUGGAAAUCAUGCCAAGCUUUUCUUGGGUUUGAACCUGCGAAAGAUCCUGGCCAUCUUCAAUCUGCCAUUGAUAUCUUUGCUAAGAUCAAGAGAACCAUACCCGCCAGUGAAAACGAUCCAGUCAAGGGAUACGUCGUCCACUUUCAAAAGCUUCCUAACCAUAAGCCCAAGCUCAUGUGCGGGGAUAGCCCUAGCGAAGACUCAUGGAAAUGGUAUGGUGCAUCAGAUACAAUCCCGGGUCAAGGACAGAAUCUCAUGAACAUGAAUGAUGAUUUCAGGGAGUAUGCUUACGACAGUUACGAUGGUGCAUGGUAUUACGAUCGUAUAUUUGCCGGCGUUGCGUGGGACAAAGACAUCAUUAUCUUUUGCGAUAAUCAGUUUACACCCAAAGCAAAAGCUUCCAAGACACCGAAAGCAUGGAAAGCAUCGGGCAUCUCGGAAGGUUUAUCACUCAACGCGUAUAAAGAUCAUCUUUCGGUGGUUAUGGUACAUGAAAUGAUUCACUGGUUUGGCGGUACGGUUUCGAAAGGCGCAAAGCCUGUCGCCAGGAUUAACGAUCAGACCGCUAUUGAUGCAAAUGGACUACUGAUAUAUAAAGGGAGAGAAAAGGAGUUCGCGUACAAAUCUGUGCCCUCUGCUGAUGAGGUCAAAAAGAACAGCCUGGAGCCUGUCCUCGCAUAUGGUAUGGAACGUGUCUGGCAACUAGCAUUCUGUGGAAGGAAACCAGUCCAAGACCAUUGUGGCACCGAGAAAGCCAUGCACAAUGCCGACUCCCUGGCUUUGUUUGCCCUAGCUAUGUACUAUGAGGAUUGGGGUUGGUCACAUAGUGUAGCAAGAGUACCUGGUAAGGAUUAUAAGAAGGAUAAUAGUAAGAAGAGGCCUGGUGGCAAGCAAGGGCAAAGACCACCAAAAGUUGCCUGA